AUGGCUCGGUGUUUCCUGAUGGCCUUGGUCCUUGCAGUUGGCGCCGAUGCCCGCCACUGCCUCUACGACAACAUGGGAUCACUGCAAAGCUGUGGGCGUGGUUGCUUCAGCCGACCUAGUGCGACACAGGCCUUUUGCGUGUCUGGCUGUUUGUCCGGCAAAGGUGUGAGCGGGGGCUGCUCGCGGUGCUUGGGCAACGGCUUCACAUGUGCCCUGCGCUCAUGCCGCUCGUCUUGCUCGGCAGGCCUCUCAAACUCCCGCUGCACAAGUUGCAUUGCCUCGAGCUGUGGGCUCUGCGCCGGCGCCACGAAAUCGGCAGCGAACGAGACGGAGGCCAUCGAGUCCAUGGCUGAGGUGCUGGUUGCCGUGCAGUCAGAGGAGUCCUCCAAGAACCUGGGCAAGCCUGAGGAGGAGGCAAAGCAGACCGAGAAGACCGAGGAGGCUGAGGCGACGCUCAAGGUGCAGAGCGCGGGCUGCUACGAAAACCAGGGACUUCUGAAGACCUGCGGCACUAAGUGCUUCUCUGACCCUGCGCGGGGACGCUGUGCCACCCGAUGCUUGAAAUCCCGAGGCAUGAGCUCAGGCUGCGCGGAGUGCUUCGGUCACAAAGUGGACUGCACCAUCAAGAACUGCUUGAGCAACUGCAUGUCCAACAGCUAUUCUCCAGCCUGCACGUCUUGCGUCAGGUCCAAGUGCGGCCGCUGCAACGCAGAGAAGUCUGCCGCCUCUGAUGAGUUCCUUGCUGAGAUUGCAACUGCGGCUGUUGGCCAGGGUGAGGAGGCAGAGGUCUAUCCCUGA
Effrenium voratum is the source of this 798-nucleotide messenger RNA. Lineage: Eukaryota; Dinophyceae; Suessiales; Symbiodiniaceae. The record is from the annotation of a GenBank genome assembly.